Messenger RNA from Pelobates cultripes (western spadefoot toad), 4441 nucleotides. The record is from the annotation of a GenBank genome assembly. NCBI's taxonomy places the organism in Eukaryota, Metazoa, Chordata, Amphibia, Anura, Pelobatidae.
AAAGUAUAUAGCUGAAGGAAGACAAUGGAUCCUUCUUGGCACCUUUUCUUGUUUCUGGUUCUGUUAGUCAAGACGAGCCUGGUGUCCUCUUCAUGUGCCUCCGGAUGUUCUUGUACUAAUGACACAUUUGGAAGGUAAGCAACAACAUGAUUUAUGAUAGACCUAUGUAAUGACACAUUGCUUCGCAUGGUAUAAACGUUGUUGUGUAAUGUUCCAAACAAAUCAUUUAUUGAGAUUUAAUGUUAUUACUUUGAAAUGAUUUUCACAAUUUCUACCUUUAGAGUAAGCAUUGUGUUAGAGAAUAUAUAAUACUAUAUGCCAAAUAUUAUUUCUUGAAUCUGCUGGAUGCCAGACUUACAUUUUACAUGUAAGUGAAGCCUUCCCUUUGUUGCUUUAGUCGUUACACAAGAAUAAAUUCAAUAUAUACAUGGAGUAGCUAAUGCACAUAAAAAGGGCCAGAAAUUUUUCAGAUUACUUUACUUUCGGUAGUAUUAUUAAUGUUUUACAGUAUAAUAUAUUGAAACAUAUAACAUGGUACAUGUCCAGCGCUACAUAGUUAAACCCAUAAAUAUGUCUCUUAAUGUGUCCCUAUAAGACACAGGCUGGAAUAAAACAAGGGGCCACACUUAUCCUAUGUAUUUUUUUAAUGAGAAUGUAACUUACCAAUAAUUAAAUAAAAUACGUUUAAAUUAAAUUUAUUGUUAAACACCUGUCCCCUAAAAGAGACCCUGAGCAAAAAGAAUUUAUUUAAAUAGACACUCCCGGUUCUAAUUAUUUUUGUUUCGGUUUACACAUUAUCGUACUUAUAGCAGAACAUUAAUAUUAACAUUAAGGAUGAAUAGUUAGCUCCUAUUUAUUAUCAAAUACAUCUUGUGUAAUUUAUGUUAUUAUUUCUCAAUUAAAUGGUAAUUAUUUUAUUAAUUUUAGAGGAUGAAAAGCCUAGUAAGGUACUAUAGGUGCUGUGGCUGGCGCACUAACCACUGAGCUAUCUGCAAGCUGCAUAGCUUUUUAUAAAAUAUUGAAUAAGACAACUCUAUGCCUUUUUGGUUUCCACCACAGGUUACUGUACACCUGAGCUAAGGUGAAUAGGAGGCUAAUUGUUACUGUGUUGGGAAAAACAAACAAUACAAUGCUUUAAAAUGAGAAGCAUAUUAAUGUAGUUAUGUUUAAUUGUUAAGGGUAUUUUACCACUCUACAACUGCCUUCUCCUUCCCCAACUGUUCCUCUUUGUCUACACCUCUCCCUCCCUAAGCUUCUCCCAGCUAACACCAAUUAUCGUAUCUGCUUGAUUUGCAUAAUUUAUUGAAGGGAAAAAAAGGAAAAAAAGAAAAAGGUAAAAAUGAAUAAAAACAAACUGCACAGGGGUAACUACUUCCUGCACAGAGAUUUCUUGACAAUAUAUCUCCCCAUAGAUUUUCAGUGGGUGAAUAAAUGGCAGUGUAAGCAUGCGCAAAAUAACCCACUAGCAACAUUAAUGAAGCAUUGGUGCUUCUCAUUCAUAGUUUUUUGUUUUGUUUUUCAAGAAUGCCAUGUAGCUUGUGGGUCAGUUUAGAAGUGUAAACACCAUUAUAUGGUAAGAACAGCUAAUCCUAAAUCCCCAUUAAUCAUAAAAAAAAAAAUCACUAACUCUAUUUUUUGCUGAAAUGACACAGGCUAACUCUACAUGGAGUAAAAGUGGUAUCCAUUGUUGUUAUAGUACUUGGUACAGUAGUGGAUUAGUAAUAGCCAGGGAGAAUUCAAAGAUGUAUAUAUAAACUACUGAAAGUACUAAGAAUAUUUUUCAUUAUCUAAUGUUAACUUGUAAAGAACAGGUAAUUUAAAAAAAAAUCUCUUUUUUUUUUCUGAAGGAGUCUGCUUUGCAUGUCCUCAUCCCUUAGAAGAAUACCAGAUAACAUUCCUAAAGACAUCCGCAAAGUGAGAAUAGAAAAGUGUCAUCUGACCGAACUGUCUCGAGGAUUACUUGGUGGCAUCACAUGUCUGGAAUAUCUAUGGCUUAACUUUAACAAUAUCACUCUUAUGCACCUGAAAAGUCUAGAAGAUUUAAAGGAUCUAAAAGAGCUUAGGCUGCAAGGAAACAAUCUGCGGUCAGUUCCAUGGACGGCCUUUCAAGAUACACCCGUAUUGAAAAUCUUAGAUUUAAAACAUAACAGACUAGAUGUCCUUCCGGAGCAAGCGUUAAAGUUUUUAGGCAACUUGACCUACUUAGAUUUAUCCUUCAAUCAGCUUACCAUCAUCUCUAAAGACGUGUUUUCUAAUUGGCCUCUUUACCAAACAGCACAUAGAUCAGAAGGAAGAGUGGAAACGUAUUCCAAUGCAGUUGUUGCUCUACAUGAGAAUCCUUGGAUGUGUGACUGUCGACUCAGAGGUUUUGUCCAUUUUGUAAAAUCAGUCAGCCCCCCAAUUAUACUUAUGAAUUCCUACCUAGUAUGUGUCAGCCCAGAUUCAAAAGUAGGGAGAUUCUUUCAUGAAGUGGAGCUAAAUAGCUGUAUGAAGCCAAUUACCUCAACAACAGUAUCCAAUUUUACUGUACAGGUGGGUCUGAAUGCUACACUCAUGUGUCUGGUUAAAUCAGCUCCCACUCCUUCAAUCUUGUGGACCCACGGACUAAAGACCAAUAAAAUAUUUAAUGGUAAGUAUAUCCAUUGAUCUCCCUAAAUUCUACAUUUUGUUUAAAGCAAUUUAUUACAAUUUAGAUUUUCCAUUGAUCAAGUUACUAUAAGACCUCUUCCCUGAGAGCAGAGAAUAAUAUUUUCCAUAAUUUUUUUAAAGUUCCUUGGGACAUCCAAUUAAAAGUAAACUCAAUCCAAAAUGUUGGACAUUGUUAUGUUAUCUUUUUUGACAUCAAUUUGUUAAUGCAUUAUAAAGAAUAUAAGUUAUGAAUAUUAAACAGUUACGUCUUGGGGUAGCAACAAGCCCCCGGCACAAAACGUCCACGUCCUUCACCAUUUCUUGUUUGUAGAAGUGGUCAUGGAGAAAGAAAUCUGUGUGUACAGCAUUUCUGCUUGAAGCUCUGAAUGCACAUACAGAGAUAUCUGCAGUUUUGUGCUGGGGGCUUGUUGCAACCCCAAGUCUUGGGCAGCCAAGAACUCACAUUGCAAGAGGAAGCCUAUAUAUCUCAGCCUUCUUUCCUCCCUCCCCACUUCCCUGUAAAGUGAGUUAUUUUUUUUUAAAUUCAACUCCCUCUCUCCCUUGUCAAUCAGUUCCAUUGUUUGCAAGCUUAUUUUUUUCUUUUUUUUUUUUUUUACAUGCUUUCUUCAUCGUAAUAGUAUCCACCACUUACAUCAAUGAAGAGACCAUUAAAUCAGAACUCAUACUCCCAGUUGUGCACACAUCCGAAGCAGGAAUAUACAACUGUAUAGCUACAAACUUUUUGGGUAACUCUUCUACAGCAAUAUUUCUAAGUGUUUUGUCUCCCAAAGUAGCAGAUACUUCUGCAUUCAUGUCCUACACUCCUUCCACAUCUUCCUCAGAAGAAAAUGUUUUCAUAGAUGUGAGGAUUUCCAAACAGACAGUUUAUGGAAUUGCUUUGGAAUGGUUUGCAGUAACAGAGAACCCAGCAGAAACAUGGUAUACCAUCUAUUUUGGCCUCUACGGAAACAAGGAGAAAGAUGUAAUUAAUAUUGGUCCUGGUAUCUACACCUACUCUAUAAAUGAUUUGUUGCCAACAACAAAAUAUGAAGUGUGUCUCACCCUGAAAAGUCAGCCUCCCAGGAAGGGCCAGUGUAUUGUGUUCAUGACCGGAAGUGACGUCAGCGAAUUAGAACAAAGAGAGAAAUUAAUACAUAUUAUUGUAAUUGUGUGUGCAAUGGUCCUUGCCGUACCUGCUGGCAUGUAUGCAUGUACCACUGAAACAAGACUUAAUUGUUUGGAGAAGUGUGUUGGACUUUGCCGACAAAAACGUAAAGUCCAAAAAAACCUGAAAAAGGAUAAUAAUAAUAAAGAGAGCACUUUUGACAGUUUGCAAGCUAGUAGUGAGGAAGGCUUGUGUCAUCGAGAAGGCAAUGAGGAGAAUCGUAGAAGGAGAUGUUCAGAAGAUAAACCUAACAAGUCCAAACCAGAAAACAAAAAUCCAGCAGAACUUUAUUAACUUUGCAAUAACUAUGUAUUGUCCAAAACUGAUGUCAAAAUAAUAUUGCAUCAAUUUUUGAAACAUUCACCUAUAUGAAGAAGCGAUGACGUUUUCACUUGUACAGGUGCUCUAUAAUUGCAUAACAUUAAUGGUAAAGGAGAUAACGAGGUAGGAUAGUGCAUGGGUAAUGCACUAUUAAAAUUUUACUGCAGACUGUAACUUUUUAAACAUAUCAUGCAAUUUCAUGUCUACUUUUUGUAUGUUAUUUGUAUAUAUUUUUAUUAUUAACAAAUAUAUUGUCCUUAUUUUGUUUUACAGAGUUUGCGUUCCUGAAUUCUGAGCGUUAUUAAUUUUACUCAGACUUUAGAAGGG